This is a messenger RNA of Fusarium keratoplasticum, 1296 nucleotides long. RefSeq lists its product as uncharacterized. Gene Ontology annotation, molecular function: FAD binding. The coding region runs from base 1 to 1296 and encodes 431 amino acids. Lineage: Eukaryota; Fungi; Ascomycota; Sordariomycetes; Hypocreales; Nectriaceae. The transcript has 3 exons. The record is from RefSeq and is a predicted model, not a curated record.
AUGAGUCCUUUCAAGGUUAUCAUCAUUGGCGCUGGGCCUGUGGGUUUAGUGCUCGCGCAUGCGUUACAAGCGUCCAGCAUCGACUACGUGAUCGUUGAGCAGCGAGCGCAGGUUCCUCCGGAGCCGGCUUAUGGUCUGUUUUUAUGGCCUCACAUAUUGCGAAUCUUUCAUCAGUUGGGCCUUCUGGAUGCUGUCGAGGCGGUUGGUCAACCCAUGCUUCAUUCUAUGCACUUGUCAGCUCAAGGCGAGGUUCUGCGUCACGGUCAGGGCUUCGAGGAGUUGGUCAUGCUCUACGGAUAUCCAAUGAUGCUAUUCAAUCGAGGAAGCUUUGCCAAAACAUUGGUGGAAGCACUUGACAGCCGGAAACAACAUGUCAAGACAAACAAGAGACUUACCAACAUCGUUUCCCACGAAGACGGAAUCAGAGUCGAAUUUGCGGAUGGGAGCUCAGAAAAUGGGUCCAUGGUCAUUGGAGCUGAUGGUAUUUGGAGCACCGUCAGAGAUCAAAUGAUGGCCAAAGCCCCAGAAGGGCUCUUCGACCAGAGUUCGAACCCGUUCGAAGCACCAUACGCAGGCGUAUUCGGCAGAACAGAUUGCAUUCAAGGACUAGCUCCUGGCAGUAAUAUCAAUGUUUACCAACGGGGUACUCACGUUCAAGUUUUCACGUCAGAGACAGAGGCACAGAUGAUUGCCUAUCGUCGCAUACCAGUCUCGAGGGAGCGCACACACUUUGGACAAAAUGACGCAGAGGAUGCUGCCAAGCCCUGGCUUCGGGUUCCCGUGGCCAACAGCGUCACGUUUGGUGAUUUGUGGAAUAGUAAAUCGGCUGGUGGGAGCGCAAACUUCGAUGAAGGUGUACUCCGAUGGUGGCAUUGGGGCAGGAUGGUUUUAGUUGGGGAUGCAGCACACAAGAUGAAUCCCGUUAGAGGUGCAGGGGCAUGCUGCGGCAUCGAGGACGCCAUAACCUUGGUCAACGUCCUCAAAAGGGUACUACGCUCUAGCCCGAAUCCCUCCGAGAGAGACUUGCGUCAGACUUUUAUAGCAUAUCAAGGCGCCCGGGAGCCUGCAGCUAGGCUGUGGAUGGAUAUCUCUCGAGUCAGCCUUGAUCUAUCCACAGGCCCUUCUCAACCCGCAUUAAAGGCAGCGAGGAUUGCCGACAUGAGAACCGUUUCCCUGGUCGCAAAUGGACCAAUCUUGGAUGAAGUUCCCUUCCUAGAAGAGAAUAGUGGAUUCAUCCCAUGGCGGAAGAAGCCGCGAAGUCAAAUGAUCACGCAUCAAGUCAAGUCCCAGCUUUAA